GGCAGGUGUGCAGUUCCUCGCUACUGAGCCUUUUUUCUCUCUGUUUUUCAUUACUGAAGAUUGAAUCCAGAGCCUUUCCAUCGAGCUGCAUCCUUUUUUUUUUUUUUUUUUUUUUUUUUGAGACAAGGUCUCGCUAAAUUGCUAAAUUAGCCAGGCCGGGCUCUAACGCGAGAUCCACCUGACUCAGCCUCCCCGGAGUGCUGGAAUGAUACACCUGCGCCACCGCGCCGACCACUUCUCAUCUUUCUUGAUGUUGGCUGGGAUAUUCAUGAUUGCUGAAAGCAUCUUUAAACUUAGACCCUGAAGGGGGUUCUCUAUCCAAGCUCAAGGGCUGAGGCACAGGGCUUGAGUUGCCUUCUUUGAUCUGUCCCACCCAUUUGCCCCACAAAGGUCCUAGCCUUUCGAGGCUGGGGACACGGAGCUGUCUCUGCGCUUGAAUAAAAAAAAAAAAAAUUUUUUUUUUUUUUUUUGGUAUUGGGAAUUGAACUCAGAACCCGCACUUGGCCAAGCAGGUGCUGUGCCACUGAGCUAACAUCCCUGGUCCUGCGGUUGAAAUUUAAAUGCAGCAUACCUGGGCGCGGUGGCGCUCGCCUGUUAGCCUAGCGCCCUGGGAGGCUGAGGCAGGAAGAUCUCCAAACUUAAGCCCAGCGCUGACAACUUAGUGACUUAGGGAGUUUCAAAAUAAAAAAAGAAAGGACUGUAGUUCGAUCCCCAGUACGAGAGAAGAACUGUGGCAAACAGCACUCCAUUCCUUGCUGGUGACUCAGUGUGCUGGUUUCUGGACAUGAGCCACCCCCGAUUGCGCUCCUCCUGUACACAAGGUAAACGCAACAGUUUUAUUAUCCUCGCACUGAGGCGAGGAGAGCCGCAGCCGCGACUGGCGCCAAGUGGGCGAAACCGAGGCUGCAGGCAUUCCGGAGCUCUCGGAUCUGGACCUGAGCAGGUUGACGUCCUCCCUUCCAGGUCCCGCACGCAUAAGCUCUGCGGGUGACAGCGUCAGGGCUGGAACCUGAGCGUCGCAUCAUCCUGUCCCGCCCUCGCCUCUGCGCAGGUGGGCGGGGCCUUAGGCCCCGCCCCUGACGCCGGCAAAGUUCCAGUCUGGCGCACCUGCACCUCUCUUCCUGCCACCUAUCUCGCGCACCUGUCGCCUAACCUCCCGCCCACGGUUGCGCCCUUCGAUGCGGCGCGUCGAGGGCAGCGUUUCCAACGACCGUGGGGUGGCGUCCCCAGGCCCCAGCAAGGCGCUGGCACAGCCAGAGCGGGGGGCCACGCUGCCCGUGAGGCUGCUGAGGGAUACCCCUUUGGCUGUGCGGGACACUGGCCAUAGCCAGGACUUCCAGAUGAAGAUGGACGCGCGAGGAUUCACCCCGGAGGACCUGCAGGUGCGGAUGGAUGGGCAGAGCCUGGUAGUGACCGGCCAGCGGCAAGAGGAGGGCCGCGACCCCCACGGGGGCAGCUACAGCUUGACGCAGAAGGUGUUCCGGCAGAUGCAGCUCCCCGGGGACCUGGACCCUGCCACCACCACCUGCUCCCUGACCCCCUCCGGCCAACUGUGGGUGCAAGGCCCGUACAGACCGCCACCUCUGCCUGCAUCCCUGGUGGGCCCGUCCCAGAGCCUGUCACACCAGGGCUCUCAGAAAGGCCCCAGCCCCACCUGAGCCAGUAAACAACGACGACGCACAG
Cavia porcellus (domestic guinea pig) is the source of this 1683-nucleotide messenger RNA. RefSeq names its product heat shock protein family B (small) member 9 (gene Hspb9). The transcript has a single exon. Gene Ontology annotation, cellular component: cytoplasm; nucleus. NCBI's taxonomy places the organism in Eukaryota, Metazoa, Chordata, Mammalia, Rodentia, Caviidae. The record is from RefSeq and is a predicted model, not a curated record. The coding region runs from base 1179 to 1658 and encodes 159 amino acids.